Didymosphaeria variabile is the source of this 1452-nucleotide messenger RNA. RefSeq lists its product as uncharacterized. The coding region runs from base 1 to 1452 and encodes 483 amino acids. Gene Ontology annotation, cellular component: membrane. Gene Ontology annotation, molecular function: acyltransferase activity, transferring groups other than amino-acyl groups. Gene Ontology annotation, biological process: polysaccharide biosynthetic process. The transcript has a single exon. NCBI's taxonomy places the organism in Eukaryota, Fungi, Ascomycota, Dothideomycetes, Pleosporales, Didymosphaeriaceae. The record is from RefSeq and is a predicted model, not a curated record.
AUGCUACUCACUGAUCCCAACGACCGCAUCAUGCAAGACAGCACCUGGGCAGACGGCCUGCGAGGCAUCGCCGCCCUCUAUGUCGCAUCCUCGCACAUUGCCCUCUGCUUUGGCAGACAGUUCACCAACCCUUGCUGUGUUGAAGGCGAGACACGGACACCAUGGCUUUUCCAACGACCCUUCUUCCGCCUUAUCGCUUCUGGACACAGCUGGGUCGCCGUCUUCUUCGUCUUGCUGGGUUUCGUCAACGCCUUGAAGCCUAUCAAACAAGCACGCAAUGGCGACUCGGAAUCUGCCCUGCUUGGCCUCUCAACAGCCUCCUUCCGCCGCUCUUUCCGCCUCGUCCUCCCGGCCACUGUUGCCACCAUCAUUUCCUGGACAUUGUGCCAGACCGGAGUCUACGAGCUAGCUAGGAACAGCGACGCUUACUGGCUGUAUACCAACACUCCACAACCGUCCGAGGGGUUGUGUAGCGCUUUCGUCGAUCUGGUUCAAUCACUGAUGGCGACGUGGAGGUUUGGCCCUGGCAACCAAUAUGACCAGCCUCAGUGGGCGCUGCUCUAUCUGCUUAUGGGCAGUAUCAUGGCAUUUUUCCUUCUUAUGGCGACUGUCCAACUGACUUCAGUCUGGAGGAGCGUCACCCUCACUCUCUGCUUGCUAUGGUCCUGGAGCUGGUCCAACGCCAUGCGGGAUCCUAUGGUUGGCUACACAGUCAUUGGAGGUAUACUCUUGGCCGAGUUCAGCGUCUCUCCACUGCCCGCGAAACUGGCAUCCCUCCCGCUUGUAUCGACCGUGCUAUCACCUGCGCUCGCCCUGCUCGCACUGCUCAUGAUGUCCUUCCCCGGCGGCAACGCCGAUUCGGUACCAUGGUCGGCGAACCUGAAGUACAUUCUCAGCAUUCUCUUCCCCAGCUCGCUUCACUUCUCGUUCCCUCGUCUUAGCGGUAGCACCGGCGCCCUGAUACUCUGCAUCGCCAUACUCGUCAGCCCUCAAAUGCGUCGCGCACUCUCCGUCAAACCGCUCCGAUGGCUCGGCAAGCUCAGCUUCCCCAUCUACCUGCUACACGGCACGUUCAUGCGCACUGUGCUCGCAUGGUUUGUCUUUGCCGGUCAGCCUCUGGAACCGUUCAAGCUCGAAAAGGCAACCGAGGAGGACAAAGCCAACGGGCGCGACACAAUCUACCGGUACGGUCAGCCCGGCACCGUACGCAUUCUUCUCGGUAUCAUUCUCAUGACCGCCGUCACCCUCGGCGCGAGCCACUUCUGGGCAAACAACUUCGAGCCGGCGUUUGGAAAGAUCACCGCUUGGGCGGAGGGCAAGAUGAAGAGGUCGUCUGAUGGGCCCAUGCUGAACGGCGGUGCUCUGAGGCUGAACGGUGGUGCUCUGAGCCCCCGAUCGGGUGCCCUGUCCCCACGAAGCCCACUCGAUCGGCCAGAGAAGCGGGAAGGAUAA